Molecule: messenger RNA, 6807 nt
Organism: Choloepus didactylus (southern two-toed sloth)
Lineage: Eukaryota; Metazoa; Chordata; Mammalia; Pilosa; Megalonychidae
Gene: CNOT11
Product: CCR4-NOT transcription complex subunit 11
Exons: 7
Coding region: 90-1748 (552 amino acids)
Biological process (GO): mRNA catabolic process; negative regulation of translation
Cellular component (GO): CCR4-NOT complex
Source: RefSeq, a predicted model, not a curated record
UCCCUCCAACUCCCGCCUCCCGAUCCGUUCCCUGGCGAAACUCCACCUGCCUGGUUUUCCCUUGGCGCUGCCCACUCAGCUCCGCGCCCAUGGGGCUUUCCCGGCGUUCCUGUUUGCGACGCUGUCGUGCAGCGGCGCACUUUACGACCGCGAGGACGGAGCGAGCCGGCCCUAGGCCCGCUCCGGCCGGGAAGCAAGGCGGGUCACCGAGGUUGAUGCCCGGUGGCGGGGCGACCGCGGCGUCUGGCCGGCUUCUCAGCGCCGCGGAGCAGAGGGGGAUCCGGGAAGCGGCGGGGUCGGCGUUCAGAAGCGGCCCGGGAGGCCCCGGCAGCGGCAGAGGCAGCGCAGGCGGCCCGGGGUCGGGCGGCGGAGGCCCAGGGGGCCCCGCGGGCAGGAUGAGCCUGACCCCGAAGGAGCUCUCCAGCCUGCUGAGCAUCAUCUCGGAGGAGGCGGGCGGCGGCAGCACCUUCGAGGGCCUUUCCACCGCCUUCCACCACUACUUCAGCAAGGCCGACCACUUCCGCCUGGGCUCGGUGCUCGUCAUGCUGCUGCAGCAGCCGGAUCUGCUGCCCAGCGCGGCGCAGCGCCUCACCGCGCUCUACCUGCUCUGGGAGAUGUACCGCACCGAGCCGCUCGCCGCCAACCCCUUCGCCGCCAGCUUCGCGCACCUGCUCAACCCCGCGCCGCCCGCCCGCGGCGGCCAGGAGCCCGACCGGCCGCCGCUCUCAGGCUUUUUACCUCCUAUAACUCCACCAGAAAAGUUUUUUCUUUCCCAGCUGAUGUUGGCACCACCAAGGGAACUCUUUAAGAAGACACCUCGCCAGAUUGCAUUGAUGGACAUCGGAAACAUGGGCCAGUCGGUGGACAUAAGCGGGCUUCAGCUGGCCCUGGCUGAACGCCAGUCAGAACUGCCGACCCAGAGUAAGGCCAGCUUCCCUAGUAUCCUCAGCGACCCAGAUCCGGAUUCUUCCAAUUCUGGGUUUGACAGCUCCGUUGCCUCUCAGAUCACAGAAGCUUUAGUCAGUGGACCAAAGCCACCGAUUGAAAGCCAUUUUCGGCCAGAGUUUAUUCGUCCGCCACCGCCUCUUCACAUUUGUGAGGAUGAACUGGCUUGGCUAAACCCAACGGAGCCGGAGCAUGCCAUUCAGUGGGAUAAAUCCAUGUGUGUUAAGAAUAGCACUGGUGUAGAGAUCAAGCGAAUAAUGGCCAAAGCUUUCAAAAGCCCCUUAUCUUCUCCCCAACAAACACAGCUCCUUGGUGAGUUGGAAAAAGACCCCAAACUUGUUUAUCACAUUGGCCUCACUCCAGCCAAACUUCCUGACCUAGUGGAAAACAAUCCUCUCGUCGCCAUAGAAAUGUUACUGAAGUUAAUGCAGUCGAGCCAGAUAACUGAGUAUUUUUCAGUUCUGGUCAAUAUGGACAUGUCCUUACAUUCUAUGGAAGUUGUAAAUCGACUAACUACAGCUGUUGAUCUACCUCCUGAAUUUAUUCAUCUUUAUAUAUCAAAUUGCAUCUCUACUUGUGAACAAAUUAAGGAUAAAUAUAUGCAGAAUCGUUUGGUACGUCUCGUGUGUGUCUUUCUCCAAUCCUUAAUCCGUAACAAAAUUAUUAAUGUGCAGGACUUGUUUAUAGAAGUACAGGCAUUCUGUAUUGAAUUCAGUAGGAUACGAGAAGCUGCUGGCCUCUUCCGGUUGUUGAAGACAUUGGAUACUGGGGAAACACCUUCUGAGACCAAAAUGUCAAAAUAAUAGCUUGUAAGAACCACCCCAUUUAUUGUUCAGCUGUACUGUGAUUUAACUUUGAAAACUGUUAAAAACCUUGAGUGGUUUGCUUGGUCUAAACAAUACUUUAUCUACUUAACCUAAGUUAUGCUUUUCUGGAUGACUUUUUCCUUAAGAUGAAUUUUUGGUAAGAACUUGGAAAAAUGUCUCUUUAGGUUUCUUGCUGAUAAUUAGCCACAGGAGGAAUGGUUAUCCCAAAAAAGCAGCUAUUGCAAAAAAGUACUAAAGAGCAAAGUGCCUGUUUUUGUUAAAAAGUUGUUACAGGCUCCUGAUAAAUCAUGAACCCAGUUUUCCUAAGGUUCCACUGUUCUAAUAUUUAGUGAGAGUAAACAAGACAUUCUUUUAUCAUAUUGUCUUUAAGGUGUAAUCAGUUGAGUGUUUUUGAAUCAUCAAGAGGCAAACAAGUUUGAUUCAGAACCGAUUUGCACAUGUAUUUCUUAACUUCUCAUUAAGUACAAUUUGAACCAGGUUCAAAGUUACACUUCUAACUUUAUUCUGUCUUGUGAGGACUUGCUAGACAACAAUAUAAAUAUUCCUUGGACUGUUAACAAACACAACUCUAGGCUAAAAUAGCUGUAUUUUCCUGUUUUUUUUUUUCUCAAGAUGUUCCCUGGCUCUUUCUGUUUAAUUAGUCUAAAAUAGUGAUAUUUUUAUUUUAAAGAAAAAAAGGAAACAUCAAUUAGAGUUUUGGGAGCUAGUCUCACUCUGGAGGAAAUGCUAUUUAAAAUUGUUGACAGGGAUCUGUCUGAGGAAGGGCAAGUGACAUGUUUGAGAAGUAUUAAAGCAAGGUAGCAAGUGUGUGGGCUUUUAGCCUUCAUUUAACUGUAGGACUACAGUGCCUUAAAGUUCUUUUUUUAGCAACCUAUUAUCUGAUGUAGUUUUCCUCAUUUACUCAGGUGUAUUCUUUAUAGGGAAUUAAUCUGUUCAAUAGGAUUUACCCUCUAACCCAGCCUUCAAGAAAAGUUAAAGGAGACCACACCUAGUGGUUUCAAGAUGAGUACAAAUUCCAAUCUUAUGGUACUGGACAGAAAGCUGUAUGUCUAAGUUUAUAACAAAUUGUGUAUCUUAGCUACUGUAAUGAGCAUGGGAGAUUUUUAAGGAUGUUUGUACAGGGAUCUAAACCCAUUUAAAAGAGAAGUGUCAACAUCUAGAAUGAGGGUAAUUCAUUUCUCUCAGUAUCUAAAAAUGGGUAUUGCAGGUUUUGUGUAUUCGAUUGGGAAAAGAAAUAGUUCAUUAUUGCUGAGUCUCCACCCAACCUUAAGUUCCAGAACCUACUAAUUCUCUGGCAUUUAGCUAAAUAUAUUUGUGCUUUUCAUAGUGGAUUGGCUCUUCCUACUCUUCAAAAUAAAUUUUGGGUGGUAUACUGCCACAUUUUAAGAAACUCAAUGGACAACUGUAUAACUGAAACAGAAGCUUAUGACACCUGUACAAAUUACUCACCUGAUAUGGGUAAAGAGAAAAGGGAACAACUGAUUGGUCUCUUUUUUAUUAUGAGUAAAACAGGCCCAAAGAUAUUAACUUUCUGGGGAUCACACACCAGGUUUGUGGUCUAUGAAUUGCUGAAUGAUCUAAUACAUGUUGACUGACCCCUCACACAUGUAAUAAAUUUGUGUAAAACAGGAUUUUAACUCUUAGUCUGUGGUUUGAAAGCAGGACUGUUUGUUAUAAGUUUGGUCUUCAUACUAAAUAUUUGCUUUGGUGUGACACCAAGUUUCAGCAUUUUUAGGACAGAAAACUGUACAAUUUGUGUAAUGCUUUUUAAAUAGCAAAGCCUAUUCAGUGUGACUAGUCUAAACUGAUUUCUAAGUGAAUAGUUCAUUUUUUCUAGCCACGAAAUUGAAUAACCUGGUAGUUCUACUACUAGAAAUAAGACAAAUACUUGUUGGAUGGGACUGUCACCAUGAAAAAAUGCUUCUGAGGGGUAAGGGAGCUUUUAGGCGACAGUGAUUAUCAUUUACGAUUCCUCAAACUGGAGAAGGCAAGCUAGGGAGGAUAAGAGCACUUAAAUCAGCAUCUCUGGGAACGUAGCUGGAAAAGAACACACCCUAGAAGCAAGUAACCUGCUGAGGAGGCACCUCGUUUGUCUCCAUCACUGCAGUGUUGCUCGUAGGGAACUUCCAUGCCCACAGACAUACAAAUGUAAUGCCAACCUCAGGGUGUUAAGCUUUCUUUAUUUACAUUAGAACACUGCAGAAGCAGUGGUUCUCAAACUUGGGUGUAUGUUGGAAUCCCCCAGAGGUUUGUAAAAACUGCUGACUCCCACCUGUUUCUGAUUCAGUAGGUUUGAGGUGGGGCCUAAGAAUAGGGAUUUCUAACAAGGUCCCAGGGGAUGGCGAUAAGGCUGACCCAGGUAAACCCUGAGAACCAGUGAACCAGGUGAAUAGGAUGAAGUCUGCCAUAAGUUCAGUGGUGCGAGUUUUCUGUCAGAUUAUAAAAACUGUGUGAUGACAUUCAUAACCAGGCAAUGAGACAGUGUUGCUGAGGGAAGAGGGUACUGUCUGGAAUUAGUAGACGGGCCUUCUGUCCUGUGGCCCCAUUAUUAGGCAAGCAUAACUUCUUUGUUACUUCCCCACCAGAAGGCCGACGAUACUCCACGUACCUGGCCCAGAGCAGAUGCUAAUUCUUGUUCCUCUGACCUCUCAGCACAGGCUCUGGGACUGAGUUCUAAAUUGAUAAACUUGCUUUCAGAUUAGCAGUGUGCCAGGUAGUCUGAAGAUUUUGUAUGACAUGAGUUAAAGUAUGAAAUUUUGUACAAUUUUUAGUGAACCUCAACCAAAUAUGUUUAAUUAUGGACAAAGACAGUUCCAUUUUACAUCAUAUAAAGUGAAAAACUUUUCCAUCAAACUUAUCUGUUAGCACAAUUCUAAAGGAGACUAGAGGUUCUCAAACUUAAGUGUGUACUGGAAUUGUGUGGGGGGCAGGGUUGCAUUAAAAUGCAUAUUCUCAGGCCUCACUCAUUCCAUCCUCACCAGAACAACCACCCACCACCCCGAGCAAUGUAUUUUCACCCCCAAUUACAAAUAAACAGGCUCAGUGAGCUUGAUCACAGGGUCACAUUAAGUAAGCAGGGACCAACUGCUGUGCCAAGGAAAGAGCAGAAUUAAAUGAGGUGGGGAGCUGUCAGGUAAACAUUUAAUUGUAAAAAAGAUUUAAUUGUAAAAAAGUAAAACCACAAAAGAUCUAGAAAACAAAGGGAAAUUCCUUUAUAACUCUGGAAUAGAAAAGACCUAACAUUCAGUUUUAAAGUAAAAUCCAGAAGACACAAAACUUGUAGGGAAAAAACAAACAAAAUCAGUAACAGCAAAAAAGAUCCCUGUCCUAAAUAAAGACAAAUGAAACCCCAGAAAAACAAAACAAAACAAAAAAACUUAAAAGACCAACAAUUCCAAAGGAACAGGAAAAGAAUAAAUGGUCCUAAAACAUGAAAGAUGCUCAAUUAAUUCACACUUGUCACACUGGCCAAAACUGAGACAGGCGAGAGCACACACAGGCAUUUUUGUUGGGACCACAGAAUGGCACAGCCCCUGUGGAGGAAAUCUGGCGGGAUCUCCCAAAAGUACAAAUGAAUUUACCCUCUGAUUCUAAUUCCACUUCUGGGAUUCCAAUCAACAGAUGCAACAGUGUAGAUAUAAAAUGAUAUCAGUAAAAGAUUAUUCAUCACGGUAAUGUCUGAAAUCCCAGAAGACCGGAAACCUAAGGGUCAAACAAUAGGGGAUCUGUUGUAUGACGGAAUACUAUGCAACUAUGCAAAGGAGGAGCAAUUUCCAAGGAGAUACAUUCAGGGUAUACUGUUAAGGUGAAAAAAAGCAAAGCAUCCCAGAGUGAAUGUGGUUUGCUCUUUUCGUGUAAGAAAAGGAAGAAGACUGAACCAACUGGUGCCACAGGGACACUCUCCUGGGGGAAACCAACUUGAACAACUGUUACGAAGGACAGUUGGGCAAUACCUGUCCAAUGACUCUUUGAUUUGACAAUCCCAUUUACUCUUCACAUACACCUGAGCACUUAGGAAACAAUACACAAAUUACAUUUGUCACUGAAACAAUAUUUCUCAUGAACAAUUUGAAUGAGUCCAAUGUCCAGUAAUAGGAGAUCAGUAAAGACAUGUGAUAACAGUGUCAUCAAACCCCACGCAGCAUGAGCGAGUAAGGAGAAGCCAACGGGACAGACUGAUGAAGGGGAAAAAGGAGUGAAAUAAAAAAUGCAUAUUCAUACCUGCAUACAGACCUGGAAAAAUUAUAUAAUAAAAGUAGUUGCUUAAGUGUACAUUUGGAGGGGGGGAGGAUCCAGUAGGACAUUUUCCUGUAUACUUUUAUACACUGUUUUGAUUUUUGAACUAAGUAAAAGCACCACCAAAAAAAGUAAAAAAAUUUACACAAUGUUUUUUUAUAUUGAAACUCAAUUACAGAAUAGCUUAUAGUGCAAUAUUUUAAAGAUAAAAGGUAUGUAACACAAACCUACUAUAGAGUAUAACAUCUACUGAGUUUAGGGAAGCCAUAAAACUAGACAAAUGAACUUUAGUUAAAUUCAACUUCUUAGAUAAUUAAAUGACCACAAAGAUAAACUGAUUCCUUCUUUCAUUUUAAAGUCAAUCCUAUACGAUGAACGUGCAAAUCAAAAUGAGACUGCAAAUCAAAUCAUGUUUGUGUAUUUCUAAGCAGAUACAAAUGAUCCCCACUUCAGUGAUCAUUUGGCAACAGAAGUAAAUAUAAUAUACUUCUAAUCAUUUCAAGAUAACAGUAAUGAUGUUUUCUUCGAAAAAAGAACAAUUUUCAAACUUAUUUCAAAUAAAUAGUUACAGAGAAUGGUAGUUUUAUUUUUUAAGAAAAUGUUCUCUAAAUUUAACUGAGUCAAGACUUACAUUUACUACACCAAAAAAAAGGUUCUUAAACAUGUUUAAAACUAGAAGACAGCUUACCUAAUGGGAUUCAAUAACUGUGCAACCAAUCAUCUGUAAAAUGUAAUCAAACCAGUUCAACUGUCAUGUUAAAAAAAAAAAAAACCACCUCGAAUUUCUGGAUUUUCUAGU